This is a messenger RNA of Phycomyces blakesleeanus NRRL 1555(-), 645 nucleotides long. RefSeq lists its product as hypothetical. Bases 1 to 645 code for a protein of 214 amino acids. The record is from RefSeq and is a predicted model, not a curated record. The transcript has 3 exons. NCBI's taxonomy places the organism in Eukaryota, Fungi, Mucoromycota, Mucoromycetes, Mucorales, Phycomycetaceae.
AUGGCUACACCCAAAAAGGCUGUUGUGUUUUACAGCAACUCACAAGCCAAUUCAACACCCUCUACACAAGCACUCGAUGACCUUUGUACCAGAGGAUGCUCUGGUCAACUUAUAAUGGAAGAUCUAGGUGGAAAAGAAAUUGUCGAGUUGGCCAAAUCAUUAGGAUUUGCUGUUUCUUUGGCUCUAAAGUCUGUUCCCACAUCAGCAGAGAUCAUUGAUAUCCUGGCAUCAGUUGGACCCAAGGUCGAUCUAUUGCUGGUAGACAUCAGCACACAAAACAACUCCUGGCCUUUAAUCAACGAUGUAGUCAAGGAUCUUAUGGCUGAUACACCAACUUAUCUCAAAGUGAUUGUUGCACCGAGAGAUGAAUCGGCAAGUGAGCCGGUUUUGGCAGACAAGAAUUGGUGGGAUAGUUUGGUGCCUGAACAGAGUCAUGUAAAGAAGGAAGGAAGAUGUGUUUCAAUUGAACCAAGGCAUGGGUUUGUAUGUUCUUAUCUGCAUGAUAAAUCUACACGUCGAGACAAUGCUACAAAGUUUACUACAAAGGAUAUCAUUGAAAAUGGGUGCAAUGGAAAGAUCUUGGCCUGGCACUUUUUGGGAGAAAUAGGCCACAAAUUAGGAUUUGUACCAAAAUAUGGUGCCUGA